Molecule: messenger RNA, 1917 nt
Organism: Haliotis rufescens (red abalone)
Lineage: Eukaryota; Metazoa; Mollusca; Gastropoda; Lepetellida; Haliotidae
Product: trichohyalin-like
Exons: 2
Coding region: 1-1917 (638 amino acids)
Source: RefSeq, a predicted model, not a curated record
AUGUUCCCAGAGGAGAUGCAGGAUGAGAAGAGGAAGCUGUUCCCCGAGGAGAUACAGGAUGAGAGGAGGAAGCUGUUCUCAGAGGAAAUACGGGAGGAGAGGAUGAAGCUGUUCCCAGAGGAGAUACAGGAUGAGAGGAGGAAGCUGUUCUCAGAGGAGAUACAGGAUGAGAGGAGGAAGCUGUUCCCAGAGGAGAUACAGGAGGAGAUGAUGAAGCUGUUCUCAGAGGAGAUACAGGAUGGGAGGAUGAAGCUGUUCCCAGAGGAGAUACAGGAGGAGAGGAGGAAGCUGUUCUCAGAGGAGAUAAAGGAUGAGAGGAGGAAGUUGUUCUCAGAGGAGAUACAGGAGGAGAUGAUGAAGCUGUUCUCAGAGGAGAUACAGGGGGAGAGGAUGAAGCUGUUCCCAGAGGAGAUACAGGAUGAGAGGAUGAAGCUGUUCUCAGAGGAGAUACAGGAUGAGAGUAUAAAGCUGUUCCCAGAGGCGAUACAGGAUGAGAGGAUAAAGCUGUUCUCAGAGGAGAUACAGGAUGAGAGGAGGAAGCUGUUCUCAGAGGAGAUACAGGAGGAGAUGAUGAAGCUGUUCUCAGAGGAGAUACAGGGGGAGAGGAUGAAGCUGUUCCCAGAGGAGAUACAGGAUGAAAGGAUGAAGCUGUUCUCAGAGGAGAUACAGGAUGAGAGGAUGAAGCUGUUCCCAGAGGCGAUACAGGAUGAGAGGAUAAAGCUGUUCUCAGAGGAGAUACAGGAUGAGAGGAUGAAGCUGUUCCCAGAGGAGAUACGGGAUGAGAGCUUGAAGCUGUUUCCAGAGGAGAAACAGGACGAGAGGAUGAACCUGCUCUCAGAGGAGAUACAGGAUGAGAGGAUGAAGCUGUUCCCAGAGGAGAUACGGGAUGAGAGCUUGAAGCUGUUUCCAGAGGAGAUACGUGACGAGAGGAUGAACCUUCUCUCAGAGGAGAUACAGGAUGAGAGGAGGAAGCUGUUCUCAGAGGAGAUACAGGAGGAGAGGAGGAAGCUGUUCUCAGAGGAGAUACAGGAGGAGAUGAUGAAGCUGUUCUCAGAGGAGAUACAGGAGGAGAGGAUGAAGCUGUUCUCAGAGGAGAUAAAGGAUGAGAGGAGGAAGCUGUUCUCAGAGGAGAUACAGGAGGAGAUGAUGAAGCUGUUCUCAGAGGAGAUACAGGAUGAGAGGAGGAAGCUGUUCCCAGAGGAGAUACAGGAUGAGAGGAUGAAGCUGUUCUCAGAGGAGAUACAGGAUGAGAGGAUGAAGCUGUUCCCAGAGGCGAUACAGGAUCAGAGGAUAAAGCUGUUCUCAGAGGAGAUACAGGAUGAGAGGAUGAAGCUGUUCCCAGAGGAGAUACGGGAUGAGAGCUUGAAGCUGUUUCCAGAGGAGAAACAGGACGAGAGGAUGAACCUGCUCUCAGAGGAGAUACAGGAUGAGAGGAUGAAGCUGUUCCCAGAGGAGAUACGGGAUGAGAGCUUGAAGCUGUUUCCAGAGGAGAUACGUGACGAGAGGAUGAACCUGCUCUCAGAGGAGAUACGGGAUGAGAGGAGGAAGCUGUUCUCAGAGGAGAUACAGGAGGAGAGGAUGAAGCUAAUUCCAGAGGAGAUACAGGAUGAGAGGAGGAAGCUGUUCCCAGAGGAGAUACAAGAGGAGAGAAUGAAGCUGUUCUCAGAGGAGAUGCGGGAUGAGAGGAUGAAGCUGGUCUCAGAGGAGAUACAGGACGAGAGGAGGAACCUGCUCUCAGAGGAGAUACAGGAUGAGAGGAGGAAGCUGUUCCCAGAGGAGAUACAAGAGGAGAGGAUGAAGCUGUUCUCAGAGGAGAUGCGGGAUGAGAGGAUGAAGCUGUUCUCAGAGGAGAUACAGGAUGAGAGGAGGAACCUGUUCCAAGAGGAGAUCCAGGAGGGGAGGAGAAAGCUGUUCUGA